This is a messenger RNA of Ceratina calcarata, 2427 nucleotides long. RefSeq lists its product as uncharacterized. The record is from RefSeq and is a predicted model, not a curated record. Bases 424 to 2256 code for a protein of 610 amino acids. The transcript is spliced from 8 exons. Lineage: Eukaryota; Metazoa; Arthropoda; Insecta; Hymenoptera; Apidae.
GGUUAUCACAUCCGCCUAACACGCGGAAGGUCCCCGGUUCGAUCCCGGGCGGAAACAUUUUUUGUUUCCAUUUCAAUGAUAAACUUGCCUUUAUACUUAUCAUUAUUCUCUACCUUUCUUUCAAUUUUAAUAAAAUACGACUUUAUAUUAAAACCAGAGAUCCUAGAAACAUGGGCAGACCGUUCAUAGAUGAAAACUAGAACGGAUAGGUGUAUAGUCAGCUGGAUAGUGGGACUCUUUAAUUUGAGUGGCGCUUCAUCAAAAUCCGUGUGGUAGAACUUGGAACAUCAGAACUUGUUUUGUUGAACCGACCUGACGGGUUAUAAGAAAUGCUUGGCGAUGAAUUUCCGUUAUAAAUAAUGAUGUUACCGCCUUCUGAACGGUUUAUUCACAUUUCCGGAAUCAGUCAUCAAUCAUUUAAAUAUGAAGAGGAUCGUAACAAUGUUCGAUAACCGGGAACUGAUUAAACGAAUACGUCGUUUGAUCGACACGAGUAAUUAUUCUUAUAGGAAAAUAUUACUAUUAUUCAUCAUUUUCGGUGGUGUACUUAUGUAUUUUGGGCCGAUCAUCGUUCAAUGGUUGUUCAACUCUCCAGACGAAUCUCCUCAAGAUUUCGAGGAUCGUUGUUUGAACGAUUUGUUAUCACAAUACCAACCGGGCUCUGUCGAAUAUAAUUUAAAUAUUCUUCACGAUCCGCUGAAAUCGAACGAAUAUAAUUACCUGCCAUACAUCGGCAACGGAGUGUUCGGUAUUCCCAUAACCUUGGAUUCUGUAAUUCAUAUUAAGCAAGGGAGAUCGUUGUCGUUGCCAGUGCAAUUUCAACCGUUCGUCUAUCAUUCUAUGAGAGAGAAUGAAAUUUACAGAAAGGAAGCCAGCGUCGUGGAUUACACCAAGGGAAUCGUUUAUGGCUAUCAGUGUAUCAGAGAAGGCUAUUACAUAGAAUCACAGUAUUAUGCGAGUAGGGUCAUGGAGAAUAUAUUGAUUCAGGAGAUACAGAUAGUAAAUACAUUGACUGUGAAACAGAAUGUAAAAUUGGAUAAGCAAGAGACGAAACAUUGGAGCAAUUCAAGGACUGAGAUUAUAAAGAUCCAAGUGGAUGAUUUCUCAGAAGAAUAUAAUUUAAUUUCUGGUUACGUCCCAUUGAACAAUGUAAAUAACAGAAUAAUAGCAGUGUCGAUUGCUUACAAAUUACCACAAAGAACAAUUCAAUUGAAAGGAAGAAGUACAGUAAAAAUGAGAUUUUUUACUAGUAUAGAGUACAGCGAACCAAUCAGUAUGGAAGACUAUGGCAAUUACUAUGAAAUUACCAAGAAGAAAGCCAUCGAAGCACUGAAAAAGGUCGUUAGUAUACCGAGCCAGUCUCUGAAAGACGAUCACAUCAGUCUCUGGCAGAGUUACUGGUACACCGGACUGGCGAUAAGCGAUUCAAAAGCUGACGGUGCUCUAAAUGGCCACAAGAUAAAUUCUACGAUUUAUUACGUCUUGUCUCAAGUUCCCAAGGGUGUUCCUAACGUAGAAAAGAACGUGGCUAUGAACGAGGGAUGUUACCGCGGCCAUCACACAUUAGACGCGCCGAGGCUGUGGCAAGACACGUCUACGAUCACUUCCGUUAACAACGUAGUCGAGGCCUGGUUAGUCACUCUAGAGAAACAAGGUUGUCAUCGUCUGACGAGAGGCGAUCCGAAAUCCGUCCAACAAGCCAUAGUCUUAAGUUUGGGCAGUUUUCGUUUCUCUAAUCAGCAUUUGGAAUUUAAUAUUGACCCACAUUACUUACACAGAGAUUAUCUGUUUAGGAGAAUAAGUUAUGGCAAUGUGACCCAUUUAAACAUCUCUAUUACGGUCGGUGAGGACAAUAGAGCGAUCAUGCGUGUCGCGUUGGACAAAAGCGACAGUAUUUACUACGCGUGCGACGCUGGCUGUUUGGACAAUCCGGUUUCGCUUGGUCAGAACUAUAUUAACAUUCCCGUUAAGCUGACGAAGCCGUUAACAGCGAUACUCUAUAUCACGUCGGACCAUCAGCAUAUGCAGGAUUUGAGAAAUGCAUUGCACGUGCACGCUAUAGACGAUGCUCCGGCGCACGACCAUUUGGUCAUGGCACUGCACAAACACGGCCACCAAUUAGGUGGACUUCCCACGUUCUUCUGGGUCAGUAUAUGCUUCUUGAUCAUUGUAUUCCAUUUGUUCCUCUGCAAACUCGUCAUCAACGAGUACCACAGUCAUCAGGACAAACAAAAAGUUCGGUAUAGUAAAUUAUAAUACACGUCUACCGAGACAUUUAGGGAAGAAUAAUAGAACAUUAUUUUUCUCAAUGGCGCGAUGUAGAUAGAAACAUGUUUGUACAUUAUGUAAAUACGGAGAAUGUGUAAGUUAACUGGAAACAUGAGUAAAAUUUUUGUAAGAAUUAAACAGACGCCGUUACUUGUUGAA